AAGAGAAGAGAAGCACAAAAAAAGAGAGAUGGGUUUACGUUGUUCUAUCUCAAUCCUUCUAUCCCUUGCUUUCACUUCCAUCGCUACAGCAGCUUUCAACGUUACUACUAUUCCAUUCCAAGAAGGUUACAGUCCUCUUUUUGGUGAUUUCAAUCUCCACCUUUCGCCGGACGGCAAGAACGUCGACCUACACCUCAACCGAUACAGCGGGUCGGGUUUUAUUUCCUCAAAUCUCUACAACCAUGGAUUCUUCAGUGCCAAUAUCAAACUUCCGGCUGAUUACACCGCCGGCGUUGUUGUCGCUUUCUAUACAUCGAACGGAGACGUGUUUGCGAAGACACAUGAUGAGCUAGAUAUUGAGUUCUUGGGGAACAUAGAUGGGAAAGAGUGGAGGUUUCAAACGAACGUGUAUGGAAAUGGAAGCACCAACAGAGGACGGGAAGAACGGUACUACCUAUGGUUCGACCCAACAAAGGAUUACCACCGUUACAGCAUUCUCUGGACCAAUCAAAACAUCAUCUUCUACGUUGAUGAGGUCCCAAUCAGGGAGGUGGUGCGCAGCGACGCCAUGGGCAGCGACUACCCGUCAAAGCCCAUGGCACUAUACGCGACGAUAUGGGAUGCAUCGAAUUGGGCCACUUCGGGUGGCAAGUACAAGGUGAAUUACAAGUAUGCCCCUUUUGUUGCAGAGUUCAAAGAUCUUACCCUACAAGGUUGCCCCGUCGACCCGAUCCAACAGGUUCCCAAUGCUGGUUGCUCCGAGAAGAACGAUGAAUUAGAGAAAACCGACUAUGCGAUCAUUACCCCGGCACGCCGGUCGGCUAUGAGGAAAUUCCGGCAGAAUUAUAUGUAUUACUCUUAUUGCUAUGAUACUCUCCGGUACCCGGUCGCUCUACCGGAGUGUGUCGUGGAUCCGUUGUUAAAGCGGAAGUUCAAGAACUCCGGGAGGGUUAAGUUCGGUGGUCGACACCAUCGUCACUCCAAGAAGAAUCGGAUUCCUUCUUCCCAUAACUCGGUAGAUAUGUAA
Telopea speciosissima is the source of this 1027-nucleotide messenger RNA. RefSeq names its product probable xyloglucan endotransglucosylase/hydrolase protein 30. The transcript has 4 exons. Gene Ontology annotation, cellular component: apoplast; cell wall. Gene Ontology annotation, biological process: cell wall biogenesis; xyloglucan metabolic process. Gene Ontology annotation, molecular function: hydrolase activity, hydrolyzing O-glycosyl compounds; xyloglucan:xyloglucosyl transferase activity. Bases 29 to 1027 code for a protein of 332 amino acids. NCBI's taxonomy places the organism in Eukaryota, Viridiplantae, Streptophyta, Magnoliopsida, Proteales, Proteaceae. The record is from RefSeq and is a predicted model, not a curated record.